This is a messenger RNA of Durusdinium trenchii, 5265 nucleotides long. The record is from the annotation of a GenBank genome assembly. Lineage: Eukaryota; Dinophyceae; Suessiales; Symbiodiniaceae.
AUGAUUCACCGGGUGCGUAUACUACGUUUGUUGAGGGCCAAGGAGACCAAAGCUUUGAGGAAAGCACGGCAAAUGAGCAAGCUGAGCAUUGAGGAGCGGAGGCGCCAAACCCUUGCUCCACAGGCAUCGGAUCCAGCAGCUGCUACAGUGCAUGUUGCUGAGAGCUCCAGCGCACAGGCAGCUGGCAAAAUCAGUCCUAGUGCGAAUGCAGGCACACUGAUUGAUAGCAUUGAUACGGCGGAGGCAGAGGUCACCCCUUCCAUCAGUUCAUGCCAGGCACAGCAGAGUGCUGCCUGUAAUGCAAAGAUUGACAGUCCUGCUGGCAUUGAUUCCAGCGAUGCUUUUCAGCCACAGCCACAGGGCACCCAUGUCCAGAAGCAGAUUGACAUCAAUGUGGGUGCUAAGGCUAAGGCUGUUGAUGCCAGUCAACCAUGUCAGCUGGAGACAAGUUCUGCCACCAUUGGUCCUACCCUCUUGGAUGAUUCCGCUGCUCCAGCUUCUAUGGAUGACCCAACCACAACUUCGGACCAGCAGACUCAACGCAAUGCCAGACCGGAAACUGAAUCAAGCACCAACAGGCCCAAAAAACAGUUGAGCAAGAACGAUUCAGCAGACUCUGCUCACUCUAAUCACUCUGGCCUUUCAGCUGCUCUGUCACACUUUUGCAAGGACUUUUUGGCUGAUGAGACUGGUGAGACUGGUGGUGAUAAAGCAAAGCCUGCAACACCAAACGGUGGUCCUGAAAUCCAACAUGUAAAGCCCAUUGGGUUUGUGGAUGGCAUGGACGGCAUCAAUGAAGCAUUUGGCUUCUGGGACCAUGCCCUUGAUGUUCUGGUCCAAGGUCAAGAUGAGGAUGACGCUGUCAACACACUGGAAGGUUUAGCAAACUCUUUGCAGGAAGACUCCCUAUCCACGGCAUUUUCCGGAAUUAGAUCACCAGAAACCGCAAUGGCUCUUUUGCGAAAUCGGCUCAGCUCAAGGCUUGGCAGGGAAGUUGCAAAUCAGAAUGGUCGCUUGCAGCACUCAAUUGAGUGGAACUCCCAUUCUCAAGCAGAAUGUCUUGUGGGUGCAGAUCUGGAUGACAGCUGCGUGUUUGGUGACAUAGCUCAAUUCUACGUGGAGUCCAUUCGUUCAAACGUCUUGCCAGAACUUCUGAACCAUCCAGCUAUGGCCAUUGCGGCCCUCACCCCGCUCAUUAUGUACUACUACCUCCACAAGUUUGGCCAUGUUGCGGACAAGCUGCUCCCAAUCCCGAAUGAAUUGGACCAGGAGUUGAAGUGGGCUCAGGGAAGGCCACAAAGUCAAGCUGCUUCCUGGGAGCCCUUGUCAAUGACAAGUGAUGAUGAGCCCUUUUUGAGUGCGCUCACUUGCAGUGAAGAGCGCUACAGACUGUCCUAUGCAGCUGAGCAUCCACAGCAAGCAUGGCAGCUCAACCAGAACCCAGAUGCUGGUUUUGGUGCUACUUCAAAGGAUCACAAGCUGCCGACUUUGAUAGGGAAUGUGCACAUGCUGUUCACAGAGCACCCAGAUGUAAGGCCCUCCAGAUGGCUAGUCGGGUCUGAGGCCAUGUCAAAACCAAGCGAUGAAAAGAAGAUCACUUCCACUUCACAGUUUGGUGGGAAAUUGUCAGGGAAAGUGCCCGGUGAUCCCUUGGACUUUGAUUUGUUUGAUGCUGAAGGGUCACUGGAGUCCUUGUUCGGAAGCCUGAGCGGGGCAGCCUUGCUGGAGCAACUCUUGGUAUGGUUCCAGGACGGUGAGCCUUUGGAUGUCCCAUGGUAUUCUGAGGAGAAUGCUCGGAACUUGAUUCGUCAUCCUAGAGAAGCGCUAUGCAAGUACCGGACGGAGGACAAAUCUUUCCCCUUGCUGGCUCUGGGGUUCAACCACCGAGCAGAGGCUUUCUACCGUUGUGAUCGGGAAUCACCUGACAAUUCCUUCGUGAGGGAUGCGAGAGUUCGGGGAUUGCGACGGGUGAGGGUUCUCAAGGCUCAAACUCCGGACUUUGUCACUAGCAAGAUCAUUAGCCUGCUCAAUCAGUUUCAUGCUGGCAGCUCUGAAAACCAUUUUGACAUCAUGGCGGAGGCCUUGCGUUUGGAGUCAGCGUGGAAAGCGGAGUGCCAUCUCACGAAGCUCAAUACGUACAAUCCGCGGUAUGGCCAAGCAUACGAUGAAUUUGUCAUGGCAAAGUCCAGUUCCAGUGACUACAACAAUUAUUUCCGUGCGAAAUUGCAGUAUUACAAUGCUUUGGCACUAGCACACAACCUGCAGAACUUUGGCAUCUAUGAGAGGACAGAGUCAUGGGCCAAUGCCUUUGUAGAUUUUUUGGACCCACAAUACAGCCCACAUGGUGUCAUCUCCCAGAUGCACGCAUUGUCGCUCAUGAUCAUCGGGGGCCAGAAAAGAUUUACUUCAAAGCAAAAAACUGCAGAGCUUGUCUUCGAAUCCAUGAAAGCAUGUGUGCCAGUUGGGCAGGCGCGGAAGGCUGCAGGGAGAGGCCUCACGUUUGCCUUUGCCAAGGGCGGCCAAGAAACCAGUCAGAUUAUGAAUCUGAUCAACUUGCCCAUGGACUCAUCAGCUGUUGUCAAGAAGAUGAUGAAGGGGUUGACUGCUGACCAGCAAAGCACUGCUGGUCCUAGUCCUGGUCCUGGUGCUGCAAACUCAGAGACCACAGCGGCCACUUCAAAAGAGGCUGCGCUAUUGCUAAAAGUCAAACAAGGUCUGGCUGAGAUCAAAUCCCUCAACAUCUCAUUGAAGGAGUCUGAAAUGAAGAAGUUGCAGCUCAAGCCCUGUGACGCAACCAAAGGCGUUGCAGAUGGUGAUGAUGAAGGGAAACCUUCAUCGUCAGAAAUGAAUGCAAAUGCCAAAGAAGAAGUGAACACUUGUGAUGGUGAUGGUCCAACUGGCGGCGGGGUGGCUCAGGAUGGGCCUGAGGCAAAGCGACGUAAGUUCAGCAAGGUGGAACGGAAACGUGCAGCUUUCAAAGGCUAUGAAGCAGAGAAGGAAACCUUCAGUGUAAUGGCCACAUCAUCUACAGGGGACUGUCGGCCAAUCACUGCCCUUGAUGAUUUGCUGGCGGCAUUGAACUUUGUCUUGCGCAAGCUUCUUGAUGAGAAGGUGAUCACCGAUGAACAUGACCCAUCCAUCAUGGGCGCCUUUGGCUUUGUUGCAGGACUUUGGUUUGAAUUUGCCUUCCAAGGCAGGGUGUGUCUCAACGGGCGUGACUUCAGACAAUACAGUGCCCUUCGAACAGAGUUACAGCAGACUCUGAUUGACGCAACUGAGAAGAUUCAGAUCUCUGCUCCUGACGCCCAGGAAGGAUCAGCCCAGGCAAAUCACUCUGGCUCUGGGAAGCGGCGUGGCCUUUCCCCACUGGAGUUGGCAGAAUUGCUCAGCCGUGACCGUUUGGAUACUCCUGUGACCAAGCUAGUUUGGGAUGAUGAGGAUCCAGAUGAGCGUGCCAUCAAGAGCAUUUGCACUGUGAUGACAACCAUGCAAGAGGCUGUGGUGAAGCCUUUGAAGAAUUUUGUCGCUCAACCAUUGCCUUUGCCACUUCUCAUGCAUGAAGCAGUACUACUUGGAAUCAAGCAAAUCCUUUCUGUCCUCAAUUCCAAGGAGCUUGACUUGAACGAUAUGACGUCAAUGAUCAACUCAAUUCUUGAUGAGAAGUUGCCAGCUUCUUGGCAGAACUUUGUCUUCAACGUUGCUUCAACAUAUGGGGACAAGGGGCACUUCAUUGAGCGGACUGACGAGGUGUUCAAAGAUGUGGAUCGACUUCAAAAGUGUGCGUCUCUACGUGUCAAGUACUUGCUCAAUAUCCUGCAUGAAGUCAUUUCAGCCACCAAGGGCAUGCCAGAAGUGCAGGCAAAUCUGAAGAUCCCAAGCACCACAGAAAGCCUCCUUCAGAAGCUGACCAACGUGGCCAUGGAUUCACAGGUCUUUGAGCUUCUUGUGGUGUUUGAUGCGAUCCAGUUCAACCAGUUCUGGGCUAGAGAAUGGGCUUUCACGGCAGCAGCUAAGACUCACCAUGAUGAAGGUGCGCCCGGAGCAGGCAGCGACAAGAAGAAUGGCAAUGAAAACCCAGAGAAGAAGGCGAACGGCGACGUGGACAAGGAUCAGCAAAAGAGUGGGGCAGCAAGUGGAUCAACCUCAGAGGCUUCAAGCACCUUGAGUCUUACAAGAGUCAACUCCUACAAGGAUGAUGAGCGAGUUGCCAACAAGAAGUUGUUGGAAUCCUCAAACCAAGCGCUUGAAAUGAACCUCACUGAUGAGACCAUGGAUUCGAUUUUUGUGAAGGUUCUUGAGCACAAACUCGAAGUGCUUCAUUGGCAAAUGCACCAAGUGUUGGCAGUUGGCUCAGAUCAGGUUCUCAUCAAUUUGGCCAACAAGAAGGACUUUGUGCGUGUGAAGCUGCCUGUGAAUCAUGGACGGUUGCAAAUGCCAUAUUCUGGGAAUGUCAGUGUCACAAAUUCCAGGGGAUCCUAUCUGUUUGCCAAUGUCUUCGGCUUGAACUUUUUUGUUCAGCCAAGAUCAGAUGGGCUCAACUCUGACAUUUUGGUACCUGCAUGGUCAGCCAAGCAGGUUGCCAAAUCCUCUGAUGCGAACUUUGAACAAACGAAUGUUGUGUCAAAGUUCAUGGCUUACAUUGAGCAUGGCCAGCAGCUCACGUCCAUUUCUUUCGUCCUGGUGCCUGACAAAGAUCGCCUCGCUUGUGUGGUACAGAAGGAGAAAGACAUCAAAGCAGCUGGUGGUUCUGUUUGUUGGGGUGAAGCCCACAUGAAGAUCCUCAAGCCCAUUGAUAAGUUGAUGGACAAGUUGCAGCAAGAUCUGGACAAGCAGAAAGAGAAGGCGGAGAAAACGGCGAAGCUGCUCGUUCAGUCUGCAUCUAAGAAGAGACAGGCAGUUGAGAACAAGGAGAACAAAAAGAAACGAAAGCAAGCGCAGCAAAGUGAGGAUCCAUUGGCACAAGUCAAGCUGGACAAAGAAAAUGCAGAGGCAGAGCUGAAGAAGCUUCAGCACAGUGCGGAGGAGGACAAAAAUAUCCAAGAAGCGCUUGACAAAGCUCUUGCUUCUUGCAAGAUGCCUGAGACAAUCCCAAUCAACGUUUGUGUUGCCUCAGCCAAUGUACCAGUUGACAAAAGUGCCAGGUCUGAGGCUAUGAUGGCUGCGCUCCAGAAAGCAAAAGACAAGUUGGCCACUGCCAACACUACCUCUGGAAAGGAGGAAGGUGCAAUGGAGGAGUCAGCUUCUUCUUUAAAAGUUGGUUUGCAG